GUAUCUUGCUACCGACUACAAGUGAGGUCAUUCUAUUUGGAUUUUGUGAUUGGUGACAAUGUGAAGGGAAGGCGAUGAGGUUAGGAAUUGGGCCCGUCCUUACCAAAGCUGCCAUGCGUCUGCAAAACUAGUCAGCUGGUGGGAGGAUUGUCCUGUAAGGCCGGGUUGGCACUAUACAAGCGUUCGUAAAGACACAGAGAUGUAAUCCAUAAAUUUCACCUGAGAUUUGACUGAACAUAAAUCAUUUUGUAAGGAUGCUGAAGGGUCUUCUUGAAAGCUUUUCCAUAAUAACCUGACAUUUUGCCACAGGCGGCACAGUUAACCUGAAAACAGAUGCCAUAUUUUGGUCAGUCGAAUGAAAAUGCCAUCUUCGGGAUUAAAGAAAGAACCUGAGGAUUCCAAAUGCCUUUUAUCUCCAGAAAAAGUCAAAGGCAAGGGGCCUUUUCCCAUAGGCCCCUUAUUUCAACAUCGAGCUGAGAAGAUUGUAAUUACACGAAGUGACAGCGUACCAGAUGAGAAUGUACUGCAAAUUACCAUUACAGAAACAACAAUUAUUGAGUCAGACCUGGGGGUCUUCAAUUCUCGAGCCCUUAUCUACCUCAUAUUGUGGUUUUUCUUUAGCUUCUGUACAUUAUUCCUUAAUAAAUAUAUACUUACAUUACUUGAAGGAGAACCAAGCAUGCUAGGUAAAUAUCAAGUGAUUUUGCUUUCAGUUCCUGCUGUUCCAAUUGUUUAGGUGUUUGGCCCAAACAAUGAAAAACUGAGAAGUGGCCUUGCAUGUGUAAAGGUUCCUUGUAGGGUUUCUGUCCAUUCAGCCUGUGAGCCAGUUGGUUAGAUUACUGCACCAGUUGGACCGUGUAUGGCCACCUGUAGCCAUUAAGUACCCUGUUAGGAAAAACUUUUGCAUUUUCCUUAGAUGCUGAAUGAGUGAAGCAGAGGUUUGGGCAGGUAGCAGCAUUACAUUGUUGCAUAGAAGCCCACAUUCUGAAAUGUUUAUUUAACAUUAGAUUCUAUCUUUUGUCAGAGGUCUGUUAUAAUCAUGCAUUUAGGGCUUUGACACACUUGGAGCCACUUCAUUGCCCGCAGGAGAGAAGAUUUUCGACUGGGCAAUAAAGAACUGUUGUUUAUUUGUUCAUGUGAUAAACUAGAACUCCACUUAUCUUAGAAAACAACAGAAAAAUGGUUUGCAAUCUUGAUAUGUGUUCUCUGUUAAUCUUAGGUGCUGUCCAAAUGCUGACUACAACUUUCAUUGGCAGCAUAAAGAUGUUUAUUCCCUGUUGUCUGUACCAGCAUAAAACAAGGCUCAAUUACCCUUCAAAUUUCCUCAUGAUAAUGCUGUUUGUGGGACUAAUGAGGUAAUUCUUCUAAACAAAACCUAUGAAAGUCAAGUGUUCUUUGAGUUUACAAUUUUAUUAUAAGUGUUACUUUUUAUUCCUUAUUAUUCAAUUCAGCUCCUCUUCUAUACAUAUUUCAGUCUCUCAUUCAAACACAAGAUUGUAGCAACCAGAUGGCUGCUAAAAUUCCAAACUGGAGUGCUGCUAAACAACUGAAAAACCACAAGAAAAUCGAUAUUGUCUAAGAAUAUAAAUGUCUAUGUCACACUGACAGUUAAUUCAAAGGUAUAAACAUUGUCUCAGUCAGUUAGGAGCUGCAUUUAUGCUACUAUGCACAGUAUUAAAAAAAAAAAAAAA
Molecule: messenger RNA, 1691 nt
Organism: Xenopus tropicalis (tropical clawed frog)
Lineage: Eukaryota; Metazoa; Chordata; Amphibia; Anura; Pipidae
Gene: slc35e2b
Product: solute carrier family 35 member E2B
Source: RefSeq, marked validated